CGUCAUCACGCCGCGCCUCUCCCGGAAGUCUCGAUCGGAGCCAAAAUGGCGCAGCAGCGGCAGCUGUUGGUUUUGGUUUUGGUUCGGGAAAUAAACGUUAAACGACUAGUACCGUGAUCGGACCGCAGUGACGUGACCGGGGAGAUCACAGGGACCACCGCCUCGCGCCAGGACGCGCGUGCACGCCGUGGUGAUGGCGGAGCGGCGGGCCGACUGGAAGAGACACAUCUCAGACCAGCUGAAGCUCAGGGACAGAGUUCAGAGACACACCUUCGAGGAGAUCGUCCAGCAGUACAAUCGUCUCUUGGAGAAGUCUGACCUGCAGGCCGUCCUCACUGAGAGAUACCAGACAGAGAAGUAUGACGUCCAGAGAGGACAUGAGGCCAGCUCUCUUGACUCAUCCCGCAGCGACUCCCUGCACCAGGAAAUGUCCCAGAUGAGAAUUCGCCACCAGGAGGAGCUGACCGAGCUGCACAAGAAACGAGGCGAGCUGGCUCAGACUGUGAUCGAACUCAACAACCAAAUCCAGCAGAAGGAUCGAGAGAUCCAGAGCAACGAGGCCAGGAUGUUGGAAUACCAGCAGCAGAUCGCCAGCCUGGAGGGAGACUGUCGGGAUCUGAGGAGCAACCUGCAGGAGCUGGAAAUGGCCAAUCAGACGCUGAAGGACGAGUACGACGCGCUGCAGAUCACCUUCUCUGCCCUGGAGGAGAAGCUGAGGAAGACGUCUGAGGACAACCAGGAGCUGGUGUCCCGCUGGAUGGCCGAGAAGGCUCUGGAGGCCAACCGGCUCAACGCCGAGAACGAGAAGGACACCAGGCGCAGACAGGCCAAACUGCAGAAGGACCUGGCGGACGCUGCCAAGGAGCCGCUGCCCAUCGAACAGGACGACGACAUCGAGGUGCUGGCUGAGGACGGAGGGAAGGGAGCUGGAGAAACAUCACCAAACCGACCAAUCGGCAGGACGCUGAGCAAGAAAACGUCCCAGCAGCCUCAGGGCGGGCUCCUGGACUCCAUCUCCAACAUCUUUGGCAGGCGUCGGUCGGCAAACUCCUUCGGCACGUCUCCAGAAACCAGCGAGACGCCGUCGGGAGGCUGUGCGGAGGUCCGGGUGCCGACCACGGCACUGCACGUCUUUGAAGCUCAUGACGGAGAGGUGAACACCGUCCGGUUCAGCCCCGGCUCCCGUCUCCUAGCAACCGGUGGGAUGGACCGCAGGGUGAAGCUGUGGGAGGUGGUCUCAGGUCGCUGUGAGGCUAAAGGAGCUCUGACCGGCAGCAACGCAGGAAUCACCAGCAUCGAGUUCGACAGCUCUGGUUCCUACCUGCUCGCUGCGUCCAACGACUUUGCCAGUCGAAUCUGGACUAUGGACGACUACAGACUGAGGCACACCUUGACGGGUCACAGCGGGAAGGUUCUGUCUGCUCGAUUCCUGUUGGACAACGCCCGCAUCGUGUCUGGGAGCUACGACCGAACGCUCAAACUGUGGGACCUGCGCAGCAAAGUCUGUAUGAAGACGGUUUUCGCCGGCUCCAGCUGUAACGACAUCGUUUGCACGGAGCAGUGCGUCAUGAGCGGACACUUCGAUAAGAAGGUCCGGUUCUGGGACAUCAGGGCGGAGAGCAUCGUGCGGGAGAUGGAGCUGCUGGGCCGGGUGACGUCUCUGGACCUGAACCACGACCGCAGCGAGCUGCUGACCUGCUCCAGAGACGACGUGCUGAAGAUCAUCGACCUGCGCAGCAACGCCAUCCGGCAGACCUUCAGUGCUCAGGGGUUCAAAUGUGGAGCUGACUGGACCAGAGUCACCUUCAGUCCUGACGGCAGCUACGUGGCCGGCGGGUCAGCAGAUGGCGCUCUCUACGUCUGGAACGUCCUGACGGGGAAACUGGACCGGACUCUGGACCGAAACCACAGCUCGGCCAUCAACUCUGUGUCCUGGUCGCCGUCGGGAACGUACGUCGCCAGCGUGGAGAAGGGCAGCAGAGCCAUCCUGUGGUCUGACAUGUGAUUGGCCGGAGCCCAGGAAGGGGGCGGAGCCAACACGGCCGGGCGCUGCUGGACUCCUGAUGAAGCUGCUGAGGAGCUUUUAAUGCUCAGUCAUUUUAACUGUGACAGAAGAAGAAGAAGAGCUGGCUCUCAGCGCCACCUGCUGGUUGACGGUUGAAUGGACAGCUGAUGAAGGCUGAGGAAGAGGAGGAGACGGGUUGGUUUGAAACAGGAAGUUCUUCGCACUAAACAGAUGAAGAUUAAAGACUCUGAGAGUGAAUGUUGGUCUGUUUGAUACACACACACACACCGCUGCAGAAGUGCCUCUGAGCGUUCCCGGAGCGAUACUGGGGAAAGCUGCCGGUUCCUUCAGAAGCAGCCGCUGACAUGUUACCAUGGAAACGGCCUGAUCAGUUUUCAGAUCCAUAAACACUAAUCGGUCUGUAGUUUUUCCGCUUGUUUCUGUUCAUGUUUUCAGUUGGCUGGGAGACAUUAAACCCGAACCGCCUGAAAACGAGCCGCUCACGCUGCGUUCACUGACCACUGGGAAAAAUAAACGAUGUUUCCAGCUCACUGCUCUGCAGACACAAACCUUAAUGUUUUCAGGCUCUGGCGCUCACUGCUCAAGUUGUUCUGAUUCUCACACAGUAGACCAAUCCUCAGGUCUUCUGCUGGAUCCCGACAGGUCGGGUUGACGGUCCAGGAACCCGGCGCCGGGUCUGGGAGCCUCACUGCAUGGCCGCCAUACUGGGUGGGCUUCUGAUUGGUUGGUUGAAAAGUCAUGAAGCUUCUGUAUGGUUUCAGUUAUUUUCAACACGUUGGAGUUUUUGUGAAAAAUGAAGAUAAAUGGAAGCUGAGAUGGAGGAGAUUCCUGCUCUCCUCGGUUCUCAUCAAUGUUUCAGACAGCAGAAGUGUAGUUUUGGCUUUAUUAAUAAAAUAUAUGUGCAGAAUUA
Molecule: messenger RNA, 2936 nt
Organism: Xiphophorus couchianus (Monterrey platyfish)
Lineage: Eukaryota; Metazoa; Chordata; Actinopteri; Cyprinodontiformes; Poeciliidae
Gene: atg16l1
Product: ATG16 autophagy related 16-like 1 (S. cerevisiae)
Exons: 20
Coding region: 194-2005 (603 amino acids)
Biological process (GO): autophagosome assembly
Cellular component (GO): phagophore assembly site membrane; Atg12-Atg5-Atg16 complex; autophagosome membrane
Molecular function (GO): protein-membrane adaptor activity; protein binding
Source: RefSeq, a predicted model, not a curated record